AUGGAUGUGAACGCUCAAACCGCCGCCGAGCGCCUCCGAUCCCGGAAGCCGGUGCCAAAGCCGGUGCCGGCAUACCUGCCCUCAGCGGGCUCGCCGCUGACGGUGCCGAAAGACUUGUAUGAGGCUGUUCAGAGGGCUCCCCGGGUCCUCACCGAGGAGUUCGUCCUCCCAAUUCGAUCUGGGAGGGCGUGGAAAGCCCCCGCCGGCUCGAUCGUCCGGAUCAGCACACCCGAGGGCCCUCAAGUUGGCGACCUCAACAUAUGGAACGCGCACAACCCACGCGAGCGGUUCUGGGCCAGCCGGACCAAGCAGCUGCACGCCUCCCACGUGACGACGCACGACAGGCUGUGGUCGUGCCUGCCGUACAUGCGUCCCCUGGUGACCAUCAUCGCGGACAGCCUAUCCUGGUACGGCGAGGACGAGCACGGGGGCCGCGUGCACGACCUGCUCGGCACGCGGUGCGACCCUUACAUCAACACGGUGCUCUCGGGCCAGACGUACGACUUCCACUGCCACUCCAACCUGACGCGGGCGAUCGUGCCGUACGGGCUGAAUGAGGGUGACGUCCACGAUGUCAUAAACCUGUUCCAGGUCACGGGGCUGGACGAGAAGGGGAGGUAUUUCAUGAACCCUUGCCCGGCUGAGGCGGGGGAUCAUAUUGAGUUCCUGGCUGAGCAGGACGUACUUAUGGCGUUGAGUACUUGCCCUGGCGGUGACCUUUCGCUUUGGGGCUUCGGCAGUGAUAGCGAGAAAGAAAUGAUCAAGUGCUGUCGACCUCUAAAGGUUGAGGUUUUCAAGCUGGCUGAUGAGAGCUUGCUUAGCAGUGGGGGAUGGAAACCGGCUGAGACUUCACAGUACCAAGGUAAACAUGGCAUGCAUGUUCCGGUUGGUGAGCACGAGGCCAACCGUUGA
Molecule: messenger RNA, 912 nt
Organism: Diaporthe citri
Lineage: Eukaryota; Fungi; Ascomycota; Sordariomycetes; Diaporthales; Diaporthaceae
Exons: 3
Coding region: 1-912 (303 amino acids)
Source: RefSeq, a predicted model, not a curated record